Molecule: messenger RNA, 543 nt
Organism: Solanum stenotomum
Lineage: Eukaryota; Viridiplantae; Streptophyta; Magnoliopsida; Solanales; Solanaceae
Exons: 3
Coding region: 1-543 (180 amino acids)
Molecular function (GO): nucleic acid binding; zinc ion binding
Source: RefSeq, a predicted model, not a curated record
AUGAACCCAAAUGUGGGUACGGCGGCAUCAAGAGUGAGGUACUUUAUGAGGAUAAACCCUUCAGAAUUUUAUGGCUCCAAGGUUGAGAAAGAUCCUCAAGAGUUUAUCGAUGAGGUCACUUGCUAUCAUGGGAGUGACUCCGGUAGAGAAGGUGGAAUUGGCCGUUUACCAAAUCAAAGGUUUUUCGGUAAAGGUUCCUCCAAUGCUCCUCCUAAGUUCAACAAAGAUAGGGCGUCUAACCCUAAGACUCAAGGAGGUAAUGGUAGUGGAUCUUCAUUGCCUAGGUCUACUUGUUCUAAAUGUGGAAGGAAGCAUGAGAGUAAGUGCCUAGCCAGCACGGAUAGUUGUUUUGGUUGUGGUAAGAGUAGUCACAAAAUGAGGGAUUGCCCAAUGCUUACGGCUAAGGGAAGAGAGGUCAAGCAAGCUCCUCCUAGUGGUUUGAGUUCCAAUGCUCCCAAGCAAAACCGCUUCUAUGCACUUCAAACUCGUAGUGAAGAAGAAGGUUCAACCGAUGUAGUUACCGUGCUACCUUAUCUUUUGUGA